This is a messenger RNA of Stegastes partitus (bicolor damselfish), 1794 nucleotides long. Its product is annotated as sodium- and chloride-dependent GABA transporter 2-like. Gene Ontology annotation, molecular function: gamma-aminobutyric acid:sodium:chloride symporter activity. NCBI's taxonomy places the organism in Eukaryota, Metazoa, Chordata, Actinopteri, Pomacentridae. The transcript has 12 exons. Gene Ontology annotation, cellular component: plasma membrane; cell projection. The coding region runs from base 1 to 1464 and encodes 487 amino acids. Gene Ontology annotation, biological process: amino acid transport; sodium ion transmembrane transport; nitrogen compound transport. The record is from RefSeq and is a predicted model, not a curated record.
AUGCGAGCCGAGGUGGAGGAGAGAGGACACUGGGGAAGUAAGGUGGAGUUUCUCCUGGCUGUUGCUGGAAAUGUCGUUGGCCUGGGUAACGUGUGGAGGUUUCCUUACCUCUGCUACAAAAAUGGAGGAGAUGACUGUGUAGACUUUUCAAUAAAAAACGCCAGCGUUCCGUGGACCAACCAGACGAAUUCGACCUCUGCAGCCACAGAAUUCUGGGAACGCCGUGUGCUGGCUAUCUCAGGGGGCAUUGAGGAGAUCGGCAGCAUCAGGUGGGAGGUGAUGUUGUGUGCAAUUGCUAUGUGGAUCACCUGCUACUUUUGUAUCUGGAAAGGGGUCAAGUCCACAGGGAAGGUGGUGUAUUUCACGGCUACCUUCCCCUAUGUCAUGCUGUUAAUUCUUCUCAUUCGUGGACUCACCCUUCCUGGUGCACUACAAGGAGUGAAGUUUUACCUUCUGCCUGAACCCUCCCGCCUCACAGAUCCUCAGGUGUGGAUGGAGGCUGGGUCUCAGAUCUUCUUCUCGUACAGUGUCGGUGUGGGAUGCCUAACUGUGCUCGGAAGCUACAACAAGUACAACAACAAUUGCUAUAAGGACUGUCUGUGGCUGUGUUUGCUGAACAGUGGUACCAGUAUUGUAGCUGGGUUUGCAGUCUUCUCAGUGCUGGGAUUCAUGGCACAUGAGCAAGGCGUCCCAAUUGCAGAAGUGGCAGAGUCAGGUCCAGGCUUGGCGUUCAUUGCAUAUCCUCAGGCUGUAGCCAUGAUGCCUCUGCCUCAACUGUGGUCCAUCUGUUUCUUUGUCAUGGUCAUUCUCCUGGGUCUGGACACACAGUUCGUCAGCAUGGAGGCAGUGAUGACGUCCGUCAUUGAUAUGUUUCCUGACGUUAUGCGCAGGACAGGCCGACGGGAGAUGUUCCUCCUCUUCUUCUGCUUAAUAUGCUUCUUCUGUCAGCUUGUCAUGAUCACUGAAGGAGGGAUGUAUGUGUUCCAGAUGAUGGACUACUAUGCUUGUAAUGGAGGCUGCAUCCUCUUUCUCUGUGUGUUUGAAACGCUGGCACUGGGAUGGAUAUUUGGGGCAGAGCGGUUGUAUGGCAUCAUCAAGGACAUGACAGGGGUGAACGCCAGCCCGUUUUUCAAAAUCUGCUGGCUCUACUUCACACCACUGGUGUCACUGGGAUCUUUUAUAUAUUCUUUAGUCGAGUACCAGCCUCUGACCUUUAAUCGCUGGUACGUGUACCCAGACUGGGUAUAUGUGUUAGGCUGGCUACUGGCUCUCUCCUCCGUCCUGCUUGUGCCUGGAUGUGCAUUGUAUAAGCUGAUCACUGGGACUGGGACCCUCAGACAGCGUUUUCAUCACCUGUGCCAGCCUGACAUUGAAAACUUACCGACCCAAAAGCAGGAGGGAAACAACAGCUUACUACCAGCUGAUGUGAAAGAACAGAACGAUCACCUGAUACUCAACUCGUGAGCAACUGCAUCUAUGUGUUCAACAACUUAGAUUUGGCACUGAGUGGGCUGCUGACUGCUGACAUACUAGCAUGGCCUAAAAUCCAAAGGCUUGUCUGUUUCUUUUUGCUGUGUCAUCCUAAUCAUAGAUACUGCACUUGUAAAGAAAAAACAUCACUGCAUGUGGAAAUGGUUAUCGGAGCAGCUUUUUCCUUUCCAUGUCCCUGAAAGAAACAGAAUCACUUAACUUUUGACUGUGUGAUUGUGUUUGUAAUCUUUUAUAGAGACAGAAAAUGACAAAUGUCAUUCGACUUGUGUAAUUCAGUAGAUAAAGUUUAAUAAAAUGUACACC